Andrographis paniculata is the source of this 3275-nucleotide messenger RNA. RefSeq lists its product as uncharacterized. Bases 575 to 2716 code for a protein of 713 amino acids. The transcript is spliced from 4 exons. Lineage: Eukaryota; Viridiplantae; Streptophyta; Magnoliopsida; Lamiales; Acanthaceae. The record is from RefSeq and is a predicted model, not a curated record.
GUAAUCUGAUAUCGUUGGAUGCGAUUGCUUUAUAGGGUUAUAGCGUUUUUGCUUCUUUGUUUCUGCUAUUAGAAAGAGUAUUUUGUUAGUUUGCUUGGAAUUUUAAAUUGAUCAGUGGGGGCUGGAAAUGGUAGUGCUUUGAGUUGAUUUCGAUCUAGGGUUUCUGAUGGUAUGGUCAAUUUGGGGAAAAAUCGGAUCGGGUUGUCAAGUUUAUCUUGAUUAUUUUCUCUGAUGUUAAUUUCGUGGUAGAGGAUAUUAGGGAUUAAAUCUUUGAGGUUUUGCUGGGGAUUUUAUGUGUUUGGGGAAAUUUUUUUAAUGGAAACUUACGGUAUUGUGUGUCUUUCAAUAUUUGAUUUGUUGAAUUGAUAUUCUCUGAUACACUUGACUAUUGAGGAGAUAAUCUGAAAUUUCCUUUUAAUGGUGGAUUAGUUUGCUUCCAGAGCAUUGUGGAUAAUUUCUUUCUUGUUUCUAUGAUUUGAGGUUUUUAUUCUUUUUUGUUUUUUAUAUUAAAUGAUGGUUAUCAGAGCUCGUAGAUUAAAUACGUGCACGUGGACACGUAGAAAGGAAUUAAACUAUGAUGGCGAGAGGAAAUAUUGGGCGAAAGCGUAAGACCAAGAACAAGGUCGUGUUGCAAACAAAUGGUUCGGAUGAAUCUGAUGAAGAUUAUAGGGUGGAUGAGGAUGAGGAGGAGUUUGAUGUUUCAGAGGAUGAUUGUUCCUUUGCUGAGGAUGAAUCGGAGGAAAGUUUGGGAUUAGAGGAAGAGGAGGAGGAGGAUGAGUGGUCAUACAAGAAGGUUAAGAAAGUUGCAAAGACUGGAGGGAGGAAGGGUUGUCAGGUGAGAAAGAAAAAUCGUGUUACAAAGCGAAGAAAGAAGAAGGUUGUUUGUAGCACAGAAGAAGAAGACUAUGAUGAUGAAGGUGAUGAAGAUUAUGCUUAUGGUGCUAAGAGGCAAAGGAAGAAUAAGGUGUCGUACAAAGAAGAGGAUGAUGAUGAACCUGAGGCUCACCACGGACAAGAUGUCGAUGAAUUUGAUGGAAAUUUUAAAAACCAACAAUUUUCUUGUGGUAAAGAGAAUUUCGAAGAUUCUCAUAAGGGAAAUCCAAGGGAGAAAGAUGAUCUUUCGUAUGAGGAGGAAAAGGAAGAUGAUGAUGGUGAUGAUUCUUAUGAGGUUGAUGAUGAAGAUGAUGAUGAAUUUACUCCAAGUCAGGUUUUGAAGAGAACCAAAAGAAAUAAUGCUCAUAAACAGGUUUUGGGGAGAAAAAAGUCUAAGGUUUCUAAUGAGGUUAAAGACGAGAAUCCUAUUUCCCAGAAAAAGAAAACGAACAUGGGGGGAUGGGUUUGGGGAAGAAGGGGGAAACGGAAAUUAAAUGUGAAUUCUGACUCUGAUUUUGUGAGCUCGGGAUCAUCUGACUAUGAAUACACUGUCUCUGAAGAGGAGAGAGAGCAGGUUAAAGAGGCAGGUAAAUUUUGCACAAGGCUGACAACUCGACCGAGGAGUUCAAGACCUUUGAAGAAUGUCAAAAAUGAGGAAAAGAUGCCUUCAAAGGCGAAGCGCCUAGGAAAGAAAGGCAAGCAAAAGGAGGUAGAAACAAAAAUCGAGGUUGGGAAACAAGUUUGUGGGAUUUGUCUAUCUGAAGAAGGGAAGAAAACCGUAAGAGGAGUUUUAAAUUGUUGCAGUCAUUACUUUUGUUUUGCUUGCAUUAUGGAAUGGUCGAAGGUGGAAUCCCGGUGCCCCUUAUGCAAGCAAAGGUUUGGAACCAUUAGUAGAACUGCAAGAGGGGAGGGUGGACGUGAUCUACGGGGUGCAGUUUUUCCAGUUCCUGAACGUGAUCAGGUUUAUCAGCCUUCUGAAGAAGAGCUUAGGGGCUAUCUCGAUCCCUAUGAGAAUGUUCUUUGUACCGAAUGCCUACUGGGAGGGGACGAUGCACUGAUGCUUCUUUGUGAUCUCUGUGAUUCUCCUGCUCAUACAUAUUGCGUCGGUCUAGGCCGUGAAGUGCCUGAUGGAAAUUGGUACUGUGACGGCUGUAGGCCGACAGCUCUUGCUUCGUCAAAUUCUCAAGCUCUGAAUUCCUUCCCGGAUUACGGCGCUAAUAACAAUGUGUCUGCGGCUUCAUCUCCUGCCACUGCUGUCCGUGAAACUUUUGAUCUCAAUGAGGCAUAUGUUCCCGACACCCCUUUGAGUCAAGAGUCUGGUCAUCAUCAAUCACCUAGGAAUUUUUUCGGGCAUUUCCAGUCCCCUUUUUCUGGAUCUGGGGCAUUUACUUUGCUUGAAAGACGACGGAUACAGCGUCAGAUACAUCAGUUUCUUAACAACAGGCAACGGCAAUAUGACCGCAGUGUUGAUGCAGCAGCCCCGGUGCCGAGCAUCAAUCUUUUCGGUUCACCCAUUACUCCAGCAAGGACUGUGCCACAAAAUAUGUAUGUUCGGGAAAGGUCAACAGACUACAACUCACCUCCAUCGGUGUUUUCUCCAAGAUUAAGCAGGCUGAGGGGCGAACCGUUUUGUAAUCAAGCUUCGACAUCCACUGAGCAGUCUUCCGGGGGGUUGCUUCUAAAUGAAUUUAAUGGAAUCAAUGGAAGGAUUGGUAGUAGUUUGGGUCAUUCUCAAAUCCUUCCUUGCAGCGGUGCAUCAAACAGCGGGCCUACUUCUAGCACGCCGCCGUAUCAGUUUAGAGAGGCUGCUGUACCUUCAAGAACCUUGCAGCCUAAUCCGUGAUGAUUUCGAUGGUUGAAUUGGAGGUCAAUCCCUUUCUUCCUUCCCAUAAGUUCUGCUACAAUUGCUAACUCCACCAUGAUUGAACUUGAUUGGCACUCGGUCGGCUAUCCCACAGUUGUGUUAUUUCCUUUGGUCUUAGAUUGGAUUAGAUCAGAUCAGAUCAGAGGAGUUUCUUAAAUGAUGAAUAUGGACUUCACUAACUGAUUUCUGUGAUUUUGUUGUUAUUGGUAGAUGUUAUCGACUCUCUCCUGUGCUGCUUAUUAUUGGGUUUUGGAUUUAUUCAGCAAUUGUCAUGUCAUUAAAGGGCGGGUGGGGUCCUGCAACAUUGUAAGCCCGUUGUAGCAUGUUUGAUAUUUCUUGCAACAUUUUUUUUUUUUUAUUUAUUUUCUGGUUGUUCUUGGUUAGAGAAUAUCAACAAUCGAUUCUUGCCUGUAACUUGUAUUUAUUUAUUUAAGGAUGAUGAUGAUGGAACAUCAAUUGCAGGAACUCUUGUUUCUGCCGCUCUGCUCCUCUUUAUUUUCGAAACUUAACCUGAAAUAUAGUCGCUACAUUAUGGUCA